UCAGAAUUUAUUUGCAUUUCUGAUUUCUGCGAAGCCGAGCUCUCGUAGGGUUGUUAAAUUUUUCACAGGGAGUUUGAACACUUUUCUUUUGUAAAUUUCAUUAAUUCUGUGAUAGAAAGCUGAAAACGUUUUAAUUUUGCCCAGCAUCCAGUUCGCGCAUGCUCGUGUGACUGCGAGAAAGAACUCCCCCGACCAUGCUGCCAACGUGGAGGAUCACGUUUGCCUUUAUUUCAUUUUCAUUAUUUUAUUUUGUCUCCGCCGUGGAUAGGGGGAAUUUUAAAACCUGCAAUGAUGCACGGUUUUGCAGGAAACAUCGAGCUUUGAAAUCCGAUGAAUUUGUUCAUGAAUUAUUGAUCGACACAUUGCAGCUGUCGUCCGACGGCUCCACGGUGUCGGCCACCGUCAGGAAUGUUCAAAAUAAUGAGGAUUUAUUAUUGGAAAUAUUUGCCUUGAAAGAUAGGAGUAUGCGGUUUAAGAUCAACGAGAAAACUCCCAGCCGAAAACGUUACGAAGUGGAUAUGAGUUUGGAUCAAACACCUGCGUUAUCAACGCUUAGCAUGGCCCAUAAACACGGACAGGUCCAGAUCACCCUGCCGGAUUCCCUCCAUAUAACUGUCACACCGAAACCCUUCCGAAUUGAUAUUUAUGAAGAAGGAACGAUUCUCGUCACACUGAAUUCCGCCAAUCUCUUCCUAAUGGAAGCGAUGAAACCGCGACCGAGUAAAUUUCACCGGUUUGUUUCUUGGAUUUCUAGCUUAGUGCCUGAGCCGGAUAAGCCGGUGGAGGAGCACGAAGAAGUGGAUCAGGAGCAUGAGAAUCCUGAUGAACAGGCACAACAACAGGCUGAUGAGCAUAAGGAAGAAGAGCCAAAAGAACAAAAACAGGAUGAACCUUGGGAAGAAAGCUUCAAGGGCCACACCGACACUCGACCGUUCGGCGGACAGUCCCUGGGUAUGGAUAUCUCUUUUAUUGGUUUUGACAACCUGUAUGGUGUUCCGGAACAUGCUGAUACGUUGCGGUUAAAAUCGACGAAACAGAGUGGCGAUCCGUAUCGCCUAUACAAUUUGGAUGUUUUUGAAUAUGAACUGUGGAACGGCAUGGCGCUCUACGGAGCGAUUCCGUUUAUUAUGGCUCACAAUGAGAAGAACACAGUGGGCGUAUUCUGGAAUAACGCUGCGGAAACGUGGAUAGAUGUGGAUUAUACAACUGCGUCGCAUGGCGGCUCAACACUGUUCGGUGCCGCAUCGACGCCCAAGGCCGACACCCACUGGAUCUCGGAAGCGGGCAUCGUGGAUUUGUUUGUGUUUAUGGGUCCGCGGCCGGCGGAUGUGUCGCGGCAGUUCACGCAGAUUGUCGGUCAUCCCUUCCUUCCGCCCUUUGCGACGCUGGGCUACCAUCAGAGUCGCUGGAAUUAUAACGAUCAAAAGGAUGUUCAUCAGGUCCACGAGAACUUUGACGAGAACGACAUCCCCAUGGACGUGAUCUGGCUGGACAUUGAGUACACGGACGGCAAACGCUACUUCACCUGGGAUUCCCCGAAAUUUCCCAAUCCCACGGAAAUGUUCAAAAAUUUGACCGCUAAGGGCCGCCAUUUGGUCCUCAUCUCCGAUCCGCAUUUCAAGAAGGACGACGACUAUUUCGCCUACAAGGAGAUGUUGAAUAAGGACUUCUACGUGAAAACCAAGGAUAAACGCCCAUACGAAGGAUGGUGUUGGCCGGGGGCGUCCUAUUACCCGGACUUUUUGAACCCGGAGGUGCGCGAAUACUACGCCGGUCUGUACAGCCGGGAGACGUUCAAGGACGCCUGGACGUGGAACGAUAUGAAUGAGCCGUCGGUGUUCAACGGACCGGAAGUGACUAUGUUCAAGGAUAAUCUACAUUAUGAAGAUCGCGAGCACCGGGAGAUUCAUAAUAUCUAUGGCAUGUCGCAUUUGCUGGCCACAUUUGACGGGCAUUUGAAGCGGUCGGAUUUUAAGUUGCGGCCCUUCAUUCUGACGCGGUCGUUUUUUGCUGGAGCGCAGAGACUAGCCGCUGCUUGGACGGGCGACAACACGGCGGAUUGGGGCCAUUUGAAGGUCACCAACCCGAUGCUGUUGUCGUUAUCCUUGUCCGGAAUGACGUUUGUCGGUGCCGAUGUGGGAGGAUUUUUCCGCAAUCCGGAAGCGCAUCUGUUGGUUCGCUGGUAUCAGGCGGCAGCAUUCCAGCCGUUUUUCCGCGCGCAUGCCCACAUUGACACGCGCCGACGCGAGCCGUGGCUGUUUGAACAGCAGUCCAUGCUGAUGAUCCGCGACGCCAUCCGGGCGCGCUACACCUUUCUGCCCUACUGGUAUACUCUCUUCUAUCAGGCCAACCAGACGGGGUUACCACCGAUGCGACCGCUCUUCUAUGAAUUUCCUGCCGAUCAUAGUACUUUUGCCAUGGAAAAUGAAUAUUUAAUCGGUGAUGCUUUGCUUGUCCACCCGGUAACCGAAGAGAAUGCCAAGUCUGUGGAAAUGUAUUUCCCUGGCGAUAAGACUGAAGUAUGGUACGAUAUCACAUCUCUGGAAACGUAUCGUGGCGGAAUGAAAGUCAAUCUGGAUACCCCUAUGCAUAAAGUGCCGCUGUUUCAACGCGGUGGAACAAUAAUUCCCCGGCGUUUCCGUACCCGUCGCAGUGCCAUUCUGGCCAUCGAAGAUCCCAUCACAUUAUCCAUUGCGAUGAAUGAUAAAAAUACUGGAAAAGGAUUGUUGUACUUGGAUGACGGGACCACACGCGACCAUCUGCAAGGCGAAUUCGUGUAUAUGGAAUUCACACUGGAGAAUAACAUUCUCAAAUCCAAGAUUUUGCACUCUGCGAACAAGUACAAGACACGUGUCUGGCUGGAGCGUGUCUUCAUAACCGGCUGGAAAUUCCGUCCCAGUAGUAUCGAAAUCCACGAGCUGCCGCGCGGCGAAAAGAGCCAGCUGGAGUUCUUCUUUGACGAGAAGCACAACAUUUUGACCGUGCGCAAACCGGCCGUUAAUUUAUCCAAAGAAUGGGCCAUGGUCAUUCGGCCGUGAGACCCGGACAGUGUUUCGCAAUGAAUACUGGAAUGUGCCACAGGGAGCACAGGGAUCUGUAUUGGUUGUUGCAGUUAUUCGGACGCGGUGUUUUUCAGGCAUUUUCUUUGAUUCGCUUUCUCAUUUUGUGAUCACAGCGUUGGAUUUGCGACCGUUGUUUGUUCGUCGCUGUCGUUUUGAGGUUCUUGAUCGGACUGUUCACGAUUCCAUGGAGAUGUGUUUGGUUUCUGGUUUUUGAUUUUGUAUCUUUUAACUUAAAUAAAACGUUGUUUGUUG
Molecule: messenger RNA, 3314 nt
Organism: Paramacrobiotus metropolitanus
Lineage: Eukaryota; Metazoa; Tardigrada; Eutardigrada; Parachela; Macrobiotidae
Product: neutral alpha-glucosidase AB-like
Exons: 17
Coding region: 195-3038 (947 amino acids)
Biological process (GO): N-glycan processing; carbohydrate metabolic process
Molecular function (GO): carbohydrate binding; alpha-glucosidase activity
Source: RefSeq, a predicted model, not a curated record